This is a messenger RNA of Nymphaea colorata (pocket water lily), 1066 nucleotides long. Its product is annotated as gibberellin 20-oxidase-like protein. The record is from RefSeq and is a predicted model, not a curated record. The transcript is spliced from 2 exons. Bases 71 to 1066 code for a protein of 331 amino acids. Gene Ontology annotation, molecular function: dioxygenase activity. Lineage: Eukaryota; Viridiplantae; Streptophyta; Magnoliopsida; Nymphaeales; Nymphaeaceae.
UGUAAACACCUCUCUUUCUCUUCUCUCCCUCUUUCUCUCUCUGUGUGAAUCCUCCCUCUUCGAUUCGCGGAUGACCGCACCUGAAGCUCAACCUGAAUUCCCUCUGAUAAUGGACAUGUCGAAGCCCUUAGAGGAGACAGACCUGGCCAGCCUCUAUUAUACAUGCCAAGAAUGGGGUAUCUUCCUGGUAGCCAAUCAUGGCAUACCAAUGGAGGUCCCAGACAAGGUGUACUCCCUCUCUAAGCCCCUAUUUAACUUUCCUUUCCAAGCAAAGAGGAAGAUUGGACCUGGCUCCACUUUCAGAAGCUACACGCCCCCCUUCGUCGUCUCUCCCUUUUUCGAAAGCAUUCGCGUUAAUGGCCCCGACUUUGGUGCCUCUGCUACCAACUGGUCAUCUGCUCUCGUCGGUGAACCUCAACUGGAGUUAUGCGAAGCAUUGGGAGAGUAUGGAGCGAAGCUGCAGGAACUAGCAAAGAGAAUCGUCUCCAUGUUGCUUGCAAGCCUGGGAGAUGGAAUGAAGAAGGCCCACGAAUCUGAAUUUGCUAGAUGUCAUGGGUAUCUCAGGAUCAACAAUUACAUCCCACCCGAUGGUGAUUGUGUGGAAUUUGAAGGGCUUGGAAUGCACACUGACAUGAGCUGCAUCACCAUUGUUUACCAGGAUCAAAUCGGUGGCCUAAAAGCUAGAGCAAAUUCCGGUGAAUGGGUCGACAUAGAGCCACGAGAAGGUGUAUUAGCGGUGAACAUCGGGGACAUGCUUCGAGCUUGGUCCAAUGGGAAACUCAGAGCAUCAGAACAUAAGGUGGUCUUGAAAGCUUCCACAGGUAGGCUGUCCAUGGCUUUCUUCUGGUCCUUUGAGGAUGAGAAGGUCAUUUGGGCACCUGAGGAAAUGGUAGGGAAAGGUUUCCCGAGGGUUUAUAAACCAUUUCUCUGUUUGGAUUACGUAAAAUUCCGAGAGGAAGGUGGUGACUGUGAAGAUUUUGACAGAGUUGGAAUUACUGUCGACGACUUCGCAAGGAUCAGAGAUCAGGAAUAUAGUAAUUCACAGACAGAGAAGAUACAACUGUAG